Messenger RNA from Gilbertella persicaria, 1515 nucleotides. RefSeq lists its product as uncharacterized. The transcript has 9 exons. Gene Ontology annotation, molecular function: ubiquitin protein ligase activity. The record is from RefSeq and is a predicted model, not a curated record. The coding region runs from base 1 to 1515 and encodes 504 amino acids. Lineage: Eukaryota; Fungi; Mucoromycota; Mucoromycetes; Mucorales; Choanephoraceae. Gene Ontology annotation, biological process: protein polyubiquitination.
AUGUUAGCCAGUCUGAAUGAACAAGAUCAAGAUCAAUUCUUUCACUAUCUGAUUGAACCUUGCUAUCCAUACACAACAGAACAACAACAAUUUAAAGCCAUAUUGGACAUCUUUCAACAAUUUGUGAGUAAACGAUUAGCUUUGAGUGGUCAUCCCAAUUCAGACACUGCCUUAAUUGAUGCUACAAAAUGCAUCGCCAUCUUGUAUCGACUGAAUGAGCACAAGAAGUAUGUAUCUUAUACUGAGUUUUAUAAUGAGGCUGUUAAUGAUCAACUAGAAAUCAAAGAAGAUUUUCCUAAUUUCAAAGACAAGAAAGGUUUCUCAUUCUGUGAUUAUCCAUUCAUGUUGAAUCCAGCUGUGAAAGCAGAUGUCCUUAAAGUGGAAAGUGUAUUUCAAAUGAGACAUGAAUUACAAGAUGCAUUUUUCAGAGCAUUAUUUCAAGGUGUGAAUAGUCCUUAUCUUGUACUUGAAAUACGUCGCGAUCAUAUUAUAUCAGAUACAUUACUUCAGUUAGAAGAAAAGUCAAUUCAUGAUUUAAAGAAACAACUUCGAGUCCAGUUUGUGGGUGAAGAAGGUGUAGAUGAAGGAGGUGUUCAAAAAGAGUUUUUUCAGUUAAUUGUACGAGAAGUGUUUGAUCCCAAAUAUGGCAUGUUUACAUUCAAUGAAGAAUCAAGACUCUGUUGGUUUACACCCAAUCCUGUUCUGGACGAGAUUAACAUUCGAGAAUACAAACUUAUGGGUCUAUUGAUUGGACUAGCUGUCUAUAACAGUGUCAUUCUGGACCUUCAUUUUCCUCUAGCUUUGUAUAAGAAACUGAUGCAUGUCGAGAUUGGACUGCCUGACCUAAAACAAUUGGAUCCAAGUCUUGGUAGAGGAUUAGAGCGUUUAUUGGCCUUUGAAGGUGACAUUGAAUCCGAAUAUGAUCGUCAUUUCCAAGUGGAUGUACAAUCCUUUGGUCAUGUCUAUACAUGCGAUUUAAAGCCAUUUGGAUCCAGUAUUCAACUGUCCAACCAAAACAAGGCAGAAUUUGUUGAUCUCUAUGCUCAAUUUGUAUUGACGCAUGCGAUUGAUAAACAGUUCAAUGCCUUUAAAGAAGGAUUUCAGUUAGUGUGUCAAGAUAGUGCCAUCAAGAUAUUUCGACCUGAAGAAGUAGAACAGUUGAUCUGUGGUAGUUCUGACUUGGAUUUUGAUGCUCUAGAAGCUUCUACUGUUUAUGACGGUGGUUGGACAAGAGAAUCUGAUAUUAUAAAGUAUUUUUGGGAAAUUGUUCAUUCGUUUAGUUAUGAAGAGAAAAAGAAGCUUUUGUUUUUUGCUACUGGUUCAGAUAGGUCACCUAUAGGAGGACUCAGUAAACUUCAGUUUGUAAUUGCUAAAAAUGGUGGUGAUUCAGACAGAUUGCCUACGUCCCAUACAUGUUAUAACGUAUUGUUAUUAUGCGAAUAUAGCAGUAAAGAAAAGCUAAAAGAAAGACUCUUGACAAGUAUCAGUAAUGCAGAAGGAUUUGGCAUGAUUUGA